Molecule: messenger RNA, 965 nt
Organism: Trichogramma pretiosum
Lineage: Eukaryota; Metazoa; Arthropoda; Insecta; Hymenoptera; Trichogrammatidae
Product: superoxide dismutase [Cu-Zn], chloroplastic-like
Exons: 3
Coding region: 197-742 (181 amino acids)
Biological process (GO): removal of superoxide radicals
Molecular function (GO): superoxide dismutase activity; copper ion binding
Source: RefSeq, a predicted model, not a curated record
AUGAAGUCGGUGCGCCGCGCGCGUCAACGAUCGAGAUCUGCGAUGGUAGUAGGGGUCAGCCGCCGCACGGACGAAACGCAUAAAAACGAACGGAGUCGAGGUAGUCGAGCACAGUGUGUCACUCGAGGAGACGAGCGACGCUACGAACUUUACCCAGUGAUUUUGCGCAGACCCGUAUACACAUCCCAGCAUAACAAUGAACGGCUUUGUGACAUUGAGCCUCGUCGCGCUGAGCCUCUUUGGCGCCUGCCAGGCGGAGAACAUCGUGGCCACCGUCCUCAUAUCCCCGGAUCCCAACGUGACCACCGGCCAGGUCGUCUGGGGCCAUCUCAAGCUCACCCAGAGCGGCCUCCAGGGUCCGGUCACGGUCACCGGCACCCUGAGCGGCCUGACGCCCAAUCAGCUCCACGGCUUCCACGUGCACGAGAAGGGAGACAUCACCGGAGGCUGCAAGUCCGCCGGUUCGCACUUCAAUCCCGAUAAGCGUCAACACGGAGGACCCGAUGACUUUUCCCGUCACGUGGGUGACCUCGGCAACGUGCUCGCCGACGCCCAGGGAGUCGCCCACAUCAACAUGGUCGACCGACAGAUAGCCCUGCUCGGCAACCGCAGCAUCGUCGGUCGCGCCUUCGUCGUGCACGCCCUGCCCGACGAUCUCGGCCGUGGUGGCAACGAGGGCUCCCGCACGACCGGCAACGCCGGCGACAGAUUGGCCUGUGGCGUAGUUGGCAUCUCCGCUUGAUCGAGAGAGGACACACGGAGCUUCGACUGAGAUUUCUUUUUUAAUUUCGCACGUCUAUCGCGUGUAAAGCUCGAGUUACUUUUUGUUUCUUCGACGAACAAAUGUCUGCAAAUGUGUAAUCACUUUUCAAACGCACUCGCGUAUCUAUGUUAAUUUUUCUAUGCAAAAUUUUAAACGUGAUCAUAUCUGAGACUUUUUGUAAAUAAAGUUUCUUACGAAUGAA